Messenger RNA from Lodderomyces orthopsilosis Co 90-125, 1473 nucleotides. It is a transcript of the gene TUB4, whose product is annotated as gamma-tubulin. Gene Ontology annotation, molecular function: structural constituent of cytoskeleton; GTP binding. The transcript is spliced from 2 exons. Gene Ontology annotation, cellular component: spindle; nucleus; centrosome. Gene Ontology annotation, biological process: microtubule nucleation; mitotic cell cycle; meiotic spindle organization. Lineage: Eukaryota; Fungi; Ascomycota; Pichiomycetes; Serinales; Debaryomycetaceae. The record is from RefSeq and is a predicted model, not a curated record. The coding region runs from base 1 to 1473 and encodes 490 amino acids.
AUGCCAGGGUAUACCAUUACAAUACAAGCAGGUCAAUGUGGGAAUCAAGUCGGACUACAAUAUUGGCAGCAAUUGGCUCUGGAGCAUGGGAUAAAUAAAGAUGGAACUCCAACACCUUAUCCACAAAGGUCAUCAUCAGAUAUUGCACAUAAUACCUCACCGCCUACACUGCAAGAAUCAUUUCUGGGCAACGGUGGUAACAAACGACUACAUCGAGAAGACCAUCCAGAGUUGUUUUUUACAUUUUCAGAUUCCAAUACAUAUACCCCUCGUUCAAUCCUCAUCGAUCUCGAGCCAUCGGUGGUAACCAAAGCAUUGAACACGUUGCCCAUGCUUAAUCCAAGGAAUGCUCAUGUCAGCGACCAGGGUAAUGGUGCGGCCAACAAUUGGUCGAAUGGAUACAAAUAUGGGUCAGAGAACAUUGAAAGCAUAUUGAACAUAAUUGACAAGGAGGUUGACAAAUGUGAUAAUUUAUCCCAGUUUCAAUUGUUUCACAGUGUAGCUGGUGGAACAGGGCUGGGAUGUGGCUCAAAGAUAUUGGAAAUAUUACAAGAUAGGUAUACCAGCAAGAAGAUAAUAACAACCAAUUCGAUACUUCCCUCGAAUGAGAAGACGAGUGACGUUGUUGUCCAGCCGUACAAUAGUUUAUUGACUUUAAAGAGAUUGAUUGAAUUCAGUAAUGCUACAUUUGUGUUUCACAAUGAUGCCUUAAAUAACAUUGAAAACACAGUUUUCAACCAAGGGGGAUUACAAGAUCAGGGGCUAUCAAAUGCCACUUCGUUUCAGGGGACCAACAAGCUUAUUGCGUUUGUAAGUGCGUCCGUGAGCAAUCCAAUGCGUUUCCCCGGGUACAUGUACAGCUCAAUCGAAUCAAUAGUGUCGAGUUUAGUUCCGACUCCAGACUUGAAAUUCCUUACAACCUCAGUGGCGCCUUUCAGCACUCAGUCCCACCACAACUACAUAAAUGAGUACGACAUGUUUUUGGAAUUGUCAGAUGACAGAUACAAAACGAACAAGUGUGUGUCAACACCAACGUCUUCAUCCGAGAUAGCUUACAUCAGUUUGAUGAAUUAUUUAAUCAGUGGAUCUAACCUAGAUCGAAAGGAGAUACGGAAAGGAAUUUUGAAACUUCAAACACGAACUAAUUUUGUACCUUGGACUUCAAGAUCUAUUGGGGUAGUACAUGGUAAAAAAUCUCCAUAUUUGAAUAGCACACAUCUUGAAGGAAUACAGAUAUCCAAUAACACUUCCAUUAUAGAUGUGUUCAACAAAAUUUUAAGACAGUAUGACCUAUUGGUUAAAAGAAAGGCCUACUUGAACACUUACAGCGAGGACAACUCUGCUGAAGAGAUGGACCGUGUAGUGGACAUGUUUAGCGAGUGUAAGGAGUCUGUGGUGAGGGUAAUUGACGAGUACAGUGCUUGUAAAAGUAUCAAUUACUUGGAGGAUGACGAUAUAGAUAUGGAUAUCUAG